This is a messenger RNA of Megalobrama amblycephala (Wuchang bream), 1828 nucleotides long. RefSeq names its product CLN6 transmembrane ER protein b (gene cln6b). Lineage: Eukaryota; Metazoa; Chordata; Actinopteri; Cypriniformes; Xenocyprididae. The record is from RefSeq and is a predicted model, not a curated record. The coding region runs from base 373 to 1299 and encodes 308 amino acids. The transcript is spliced from 8 exons.
AUGCUUUUUCCAGGGACACAUGGCGCUGUACAUUCAACAGAAAUAUUAAAUCCUAAACCAUGCAUUUCACAAAGGGAGGGGUUUGGAUUAAAGGUUUAUCUCAACUAUAAAUGCACUGAAACGCUCACAAAACCUAAUCUUUACAGGAUUUAGUUUGAACGGACAGGCUCGAUUUAUUCAUUCUCUCAACUACACCAGACACCUGCGAUGAGUGUCUUUACAAGCGCCGCAUCGAGGAGAGAUCAAGACUCAACAGGAAUGAUUGCUUUCUUUUCAUGUUUUACCUCUGCCCGACGAGGUCAGAGGUCAUUCAAAGGGAUCAUCUGACCCCAGUGUGAGUGAAAAGCAAGAAAUCUUCAUGGUGGCGCUGAAAUGCCACCCAUCAUGCGCAAGCGGCAGAACUGUGCGAUGCAUGCUGCCUUCCUGACCAGACACGGGUCGAGGGAGACGGACGCCUGUCUGAGGAAAGCUCAGUUUCACAUGGACCUCUGGUGCUGCUUCACCAUCCAGAACUGGCUGCUGGACUUUGGGAGACACUUAGUCAUGAUCUUCUGUCCUUUGGAGUGGUUCCCUUUGAACAGACCCAGCGCCGGCGACUACUUCCACAUGCUGUACAACAUCACUACACCCUUCCUGCUGCUCAAGCUCAUAGAGCGAAGCCCGAAGACGUUGCCUCGCUCCGCCGUCUACCUGUGCAUCAUCACGUUUGUGAUGGGCGCGAGCGCACACCUGGUGGGAGACUCCAUCAACCAUCGGCUUCUGCUCAGCGGAUACCAGCUGCACCUGAGCGUCAGAGAAAACCCCAUCAUGAAGAACAUCAGACCACAAACUCUGAUUGACUCGUUUGAGUUGCUACAGUAUUAUGAUGAAAGUCUGGGUCAUUGCAUGUGGUAUGUUCCUCUAUUUCUCAUCCUGUUCCUGUAUUUCACUGGCUGUUUCACUAUUGUCAAAGCAGAGAAGAAGAUGCCCAUCUCCGCUUGGCUUCUACUGGGUCCCAGUGGCCUUUACUUCUGGUAUCUUGUGACGGAAGGACAGAUUUUCAUCCCCUUCAUUUUCACGUUUUUUGCCAUGAUGGCUACAGUCGUGCACCAGAAGCGUAAAGGUUUUCUGCCUGACAGUAACGGACUCUUCCUGCUCUACAGUUUUUCCAUAUCGCUCGUGUUGGUGACCGUCUGGGUCGCCUGUCUGUGGAAGGACGCGGUGUUACGGAAGAAAUAUCCAGGAGUGAUGUAUAUACCGGAGCCGUGGGCCCUUUACACGCUGCACCUGAGAGACAAACACGUGACGCUCACAGACUGAACCCGUCAGUGCAGAUCAACAAAUCUGACCGUCAUUCUCUUUAUUAAUGUGUUUAUAUGCAAGCAACGUCAUGUUGCACCUUCAAAAAUGGACUUUAUGCAUUGUAUGAAUUUAUGCAAAACGUUUUUUUUCUUGUGCACAGAGUGCAUUGCACCAGUCAAAAUUGUGCAAUAUUCUAUUCUAUUCUAUUCUAUUCUAUUCUAUUCUAUUCUAUUCUAUUCUAUUCUAAAUUGUUAAGAUACACUGGCGUUCAAAAGUUUGGGGUUCAUAUGUUUUUGUUUUUUAAGAAAUUAAUACGUAAACUGUCAAAAGUGACAGUAAAGAUGUUUGUAAUGUUACAAAAGAUUCUAUUUCAGAUAAAUACUGUUCUUUAGAACUUUCUAUUCAUCAAAUGGGGGAAAAAUCAGACCAGCAGUUUUUCCAGAGGAGUUUGUUCAUCUGAUAUACAGUACAGUCCAAAAGUUUGGAACCACUAAGAUUUUUAACGUUUUUAAAAGAAGUUUCGUCUGCUCACCAAGGCUACAUUUAU